UUAAAUUUUUGAAAGAAGACUUAUUGACCUUGGAAGUUGCCUUUCGUUGCUUCGAAAAUACCAUGAAUAAUUUGGGAUAUUAGACGGAAUUAUGUUGUGCGAAGAACCGAUAAAGGCUGCCAUUUGGCAUGCUCUUAAUCACUAUGCAUUCAGUGAUGCAGCAUUUCUGGCUGAAAGAUUGUAUGCAGAAGGUGCAUCAGAUGAAGCACUGUAUCUUUUAGCUACAGUUUAUUACCGUUCUGGCCAGGCAAAGAGAUCAUAUUACUUGCUUCAGAAACGUGGUUACCCAACUGCUGAAUGCAAGUUUUUAUUUGCGAAAUGUUGUAUGGACUUAAACAAGCACUCUGAAGCUGAACGAAUAUUGACAGCAAGUAGCAAUCCUGUCGUUGGCAACAAACAAGUGGAAACAGUUGUCUCAGAAUUUGGUUCAGCAGCAAGUUACUCUCUGGCUCUGCUUGGGGAAGUUUGCAGGAAAGCUGAGAAGACAACAAGAGCUGUUGAGUGUUUCAAAAGCAGCUUAAAACACAACCCAUUGCUAUGGAGCUCCUUUGAAACCCUUUGUAAAUUAGGUGAAAAGCCAAACCCUUCAGAAAUUUUCAAAUCAUCUUCCUGUCCGCGACUGCUAACCACCUUGACACACCGUGAUACCAUGACAACGGGCUCAACAACAACAAGUUCAGAAAAUACCACUCUAUCCACAGACAACCAUGUGCGUUCCACUACCAUUGAACCAAUGGCAACCGAGAACAUGGAUCCCUCUUGGAACACGCCCACAAACACAGAAACUAACCAGUCAUUUACAGCCCCAUCUAAUCUCCAUGGCAACAAUGCUAACUAUGUUUCAUCGCCGACCCCAAUGGGCACGUCUAAUGAGAACCGAGCGCGUCCAAAAGUUGGUCGAAAUUUGCUUGGUGUGAGCUCUAGUGCCAGCCCAUUUUCCCCAAGUUUUGCGGUUUUACCCAUGGACACACCCUCCCCUGACCCAGCGACAACUUACAUCACGCCUUCCCCAACUAUAAAUGAAUGCCAGUUACCUAAAGCUCCUAAGGCGAGAAAAAUAGGACGGCGCAACGAACUAAUGGGCAAACACCCUGGCAUUACCACCUUAACGACAUCCAGUUCCAACACGACCGUAUCUCAAUCCACCUCAUCCGGUGUAAGACGAAGUACCCGACUAUUUGGAUCCACGCCAACCAAUGCGUCCUUGAAUGACUCCACGGACAAGGGUUCCAGGAAAAACAACAAGGGGGAAUUUUCAUUACAAAGAGGUGGAAUAGCGCCAAGGAAAGUAAAGACACGACGACAAACGAGAAGUUCUGCCGCCAAUAGUCAACCAUUAUCUCCCUCGUGUAGCGAGAAUAUAAUCCCAGAACCAAGUAAACCUACGCAGACCAGCGUUCAUCCUAUAAAGAUUCCUGUCUCCACAACAAGCUUAGAUAGCCUGCUCUCGCUGUAUCAAGAACUCGGCAACGCUUACGUGGCACUGACCUCGUAUGAAUGCAAGGAGUCACUCGCGUUGUUCGAGGCUGUUCAACCUCACCAUUACAACACGUGCUGGGUGUUAUCACAAGUUGCGAGGAACCAUUUUGAACUGGCGCAAUAUCAUCUCGCAGAAAAGGUUUUCUUGCAAGUUCGCCAUCUGGAUCCAUACUGUCUUAAAGGGAUGGAACUUUACUCAACUACGCUGUGGCAUUUGCAAAAAGAAGUUGCUCUCUCUGCCUUGGCCCAAGAUCUCGUCGAGACUGAAAGAGUUUGUGCUGAGGCUUGGGCAGCCACUGGCAACUGUUACAGUCUUCAAAAAGAGCACGACACGGCGAUAAAGUUUUUCCAACGAGCAGUUCAGGUGGAUCCAUCGUUUACCUACGCGUACACUCUCCUUGGCCACGAAUAUGUUCUCACCGAGGAGCUGGACAGAGCAAUGUCGUGUUUUAGGAGCGCAAUACGGACGGAUCCAAGGCAUUAUAACGCUUGGUAUGGUGUGGGAAUGAUCUACUACAAACAGGAGAAAUAUAAUUUGGCUGAAGUUCAUUUUAGAAAAGCUGUGGAAAUCAAUCAUUCUAGUUCAGUUUUAAUUUGUCAUAUUGGUGUGGUUCAACACGCUUUGAAGAGAUCCCUCACUGCAUUGUCGACGCUUGAAAAAGCAAUGCAAAUGGACCCAAAGAACCCUUUGUGCAAGUUUCAUAGAGCUACGAUACUUUUUUCCUUGGAAAGAUACAAGGAAACGUUAAGCGAGCUAGAAGAAUUAAGAAGAAUAGUACCAAAAGAAGCUUUGGUAUAUUUUUUGAUGGGAAAGGCGUACAAGAAGUUAGGCGACAACCAUCAAGCACAAAUGCAUUUUUCCUGGGCCGUGGACCUGGAUCCGAAGGGCGCCAACAAUCAGAUCAAAGAAGCUGUUGACAAACGGUAUUUACCCGAGGACGAUGACGUCAGCAUCGACGAUGUUGACUUGUCCGGGGAGGGUGGGGUGGGUGAUGAGUUGAAUAACGAAAGCAGAUUUUCGGAUAACGAAGACUUGGAAUAAAUGGCAAUAUUUCAUUGGUUAAUACCUGGUGACGAUUUGACCAAUGACGUACAGGAAUAUAGAUAAUCACUAUAUAUUAUAGUUCAGUUAGAGAAGAAUUUAAAAUAUAACUAUGACAGAAUAUCAUUUUCUGUCUAGCUAGCGAAGAAAAUGUUCAUUACGAUCAGUUUUACUUGCAAUUUUUUCUGCAAUAUUUAGAUUUUUUUGAUAGCCCUUAAUUAUGACUGAUGAAUUAGAUUUGUGUUUUUGUAAAACUGAGCCUGAAAAUAUUGCAAGUCUAACUAUAAUUUUAUCUAAUUAUUGUGGAAGUUGGUUUGAUAUUUCGUUUAGAUGGACUUUUUAGAAAUAUUGAACAAAAUAGUCUCCACCCUACGGAAUACAACUCUAAUAUGAGCAUCUAAAUAUUUUAUAAUCUCAACGCAGUUUGGUAUGUCCUAGAUAUGUUCCUCACUACUCGCUCCCAGCUUGUAUACAAGUUAUCAAUACGUCUUUCCACGAAUUAAUUUUGACUUUGUUACAAGUUGUUCGAAAACGUAAUUUGUAACUGGUUGCCAAGUCCUGGGGGCGAGGACAUUAAUAAUACGGGGGGUGGUGGACUCCAGUUGUGCAAGGAAUGAUAUGUAAGUAUUCAAAAUAAAGGUC
Dendronephthya gigantea is the source of this 3163-nucleotide messenger RNA. Its product is annotated as cell division cycle protein 27 homolog. The record is from RefSeq and is a predicted model, not a curated record. Gene Ontology annotation, biological process: cell division. NCBI's taxonomy places the organism in Eukaryota, Metazoa, Cnidaria, Anthozoa, Malacalcyonacea, Nephtheidae. The transcript has 18 exons. Bases 92 to 2521 code for a protein of 809 amino acids. Gene Ontology annotation, molecular function: protein binding.